Messenger RNA from Trichoderma harzianum CBS 226.95, 1272 nucleotides. RefSeq lists its product as hypothetical. Bases 1 to 1272 code for a protein of 423 amino acids. NCBI's taxonomy places the organism in Eukaryota, Fungi, Ascomycota, Sordariomycetes, Hypocreales, Hypocreaceae. The transcript has a single exon. The record is from RefSeq and is a predicted model, not a curated record.
AUGAUCACCUUUGGUUGGGAACUCGAGCUGAUUGUACACUUACAGGAAGGAGAAUCUGAUUCGGCCGGACUGCAAACCGUUAGGUUACGUGAGUUGGCAUUGAGUCUUAAACGCCAAGCCCCAGGUUUACCCAUAGCCGCUGAAUGCGCUCAUCACGAAACUUCAACCUGUUGCAUCUGUAAGGAUGCUCCUCCUGAAUUUUGCAGCUUCGCUUUGCGAGUCUUUACUCCGGCUACGCCUCUAUUCACGCCCGAGAGCAACUCAGAGAAUCUAUAUUUCCACGUCAAACGAGAAAUGCUCAGUGUUCCAGAAAACAAAUUCGGUAAGAGGAUAGCUCAUGACUUUGAGAUUACUUCACCCAUUCUAGACAAUGAAGAGUUCAAAUCUGGAUUUUCGAAGACAUGGCAAAUCCUCUCAGCUCUCCGAAAUUCCGAUCUCAGCAUUUCAACACAUAAAAGGUGCGGCCUUCACAUUCAUGUAGGUGUCAAAACCGGUAUGACUUUGAGUAUCGCCAAGAAAGCAGUGACGUUGGUCAUGCUACUCGAGCAACCCCUUUUUGCAGCAUUUUCUUCCACUGCUCGUGCCGAAGAUCCUACCUGGUUUAACUAUAUAGGCGAUAAGUCCUGCUUUGCAAUCGAUGCCGAAGACGCCGUUAGACAUUGCUAUUCGAUCACAAAAGAUAAUACAGCUGCAGACUUACUCAAACACUUGCCGAUCCUUCCAUCGCAAAUAAAACCGGCCGUGUGGAACCACUACAGCGCUUAUAAGUGGUACCUUACUUUGGACUAUAUCUGGAAGAUACCAAAUACAUGGAGGCUCUUUACCGGACUACUUACAGAUAUAGGCCGAAAGACUAGCUUGGCGAUAUGCACCCGCACAAAAGAUGGAAAGUCUGUAGGCGAGUGGGAUGUUUAUGGCUGUGAUGGUACGGACAGACUGGAAAGAUCACAAACAACAAUCGAAUUUAGGUACCCACCAAUGAGUUUCGACACCGAGUUUAUCAAGAACUGGGUCGAGAUCUCGUGCCGAAUUGUAGCGAUUGCUACACACGACACUCCGUUUUUUAGCCAAGUGGCUGCUGGUUUACUUCAUGAAUUGCAAAGGGAUGAGAAACUGUCUGACUUGCCCAAAUGGGCACGACUUCUUAUUGCUCUGGGAUUGGGUCAUCAGAUUAAUUUUUGGACGCAGCAGUUGCGGCGUUUUGAAGCUGGUGAGACCAUCCGCUUUCUUGAUUCAGACGGUUUCGUGCUGCCGAGUAUUAGCAGGAAAUGA